Molecule: messenger RNA, 1008 nt
Organism: Lolium rigidum
Lineage: Eukaryota; Viridiplantae; Streptophyta; Magnoliopsida; Poales; Poaceae
Product: vacuolar iron transporter homolog 5-like
Exons: 1
Coding region: 67-687 (206 amino acids)
Biological process (GO): intracellular manganese ion homeostasis
Cellular component (GO): membrane
Molecular function (GO): iron ion transmembrane transporter activity; manganese ion transmembrane transporter activity
Source: RefSeq, a predicted model, not a curated record
ACUACACACACUACCACCGCAAACCGUCUCCAUCUAGCGAUCUCACUCAAUCUCACUUGAGCUGCCAUGGCCGUGAACGACACCAAGCAGCUGGCCGACGCCGAGAACCCCGCGGUCACCAAGUUCGGAGACUCCGACUCCGACGUGGACUUCGCGGGGCGCGCCAACUGGCUGCGCGCGGCGGUGCUGGGCGCCAACGACGGCCUCGUCUCCACCGCCUCGCUCAUGCUCGGCGUCAGCGCCGUCAAGCAUGACGUGCGCGCCAUGGUGGUGUCGGGGUUCGCUGGCCUGCUGGCUGGGGCGUGCAGCAUGGCCAUCGGGGAGUACGUCUCCGUCUGCUCCCAGCGGGACGUGGAGAUCGCGCAGCUGGACCGCGACGGAAAGCGGGGCGGCGAGGAGGAGAGGGCCCUGCCGAGCCCCGUCCAGGCCGCGGCGGCGUCCGCCCUGGCCUUCUCUGUGGGCGCUCUGCUGCCUCUGCUCGCCGCCGGGUUCAUCGUCGGCUACAGGCUGAGGGUUGCCGUAGUGGUCGCCGUGGCGACCAUGGCGCUGGCCGCGUUCGGGUUCAUCGGGGCUGUGCUGGGCCGGGCGCCGAUAGCCAAGUCCUGCGCCAGGGUGGUGGUGGGCGGGCUCGCCGCCAUGGGUGUCACCUUCGGCCUCAUGAGGCUCUUCCGUGCCAGCGGCAUAUGACGCGAGGUUUUCUUUUUGCUGCCGUCACGUGCGGUAUCCAUGCUUUCCUCGUGAUCGUGGUGGCGCCGACAUACGUCUUCUCCGGCCGAUCGAUCAUCCGUGUUUGCCUCUCUGAAUCGAUCGGUGGCGCAAUGCAAUGCAAUGCAUGCCGGCCGUGUUUGGCUAUCUAAUUAAUCUCUACUACUCCUGCCUGCCACGCUAAUGUAACAUUGGCUGCAAUUUGCUCUAGACCGCUCUGAGCAACACACUAGCCUCUUUUACUAGUUCUAUAUACAUGUAACAUUACUAGUACAACAUCCGUUGAAAAUAAUUGACUCAACU